Messenger RNA from Rhodotorula toruloides NP11, 999 nucleotides. Its product is annotated as NmrA family transcriptional regulator. The record is from RefSeq and is a predicted model, not a curated record. Bases 1 to 999 code for a protein of 332 amino acids. Lineage: Eukaryota; Fungi; Basidiomycota; Microbotryomycetes; Sporidiobolales; Sporidiobolaceae. The transcript is spliced from 6 exons.
AUGCCAACGAUCGCUGUCAUCGGUGGGACUGGCCAGCAAGGCUCGGGCGUCGUCUCUGCUCUCCUCGCCUCGACCGACUACUCCGUCCGCGCGAUCUCGUCGAACCCGUCCUCGGAAAAGGCGCAGGCCUUCCUCAACACGCACAAGCAAGCCGCCCACCUCGGCCGCCUCACCAUCGUCCAUGCAGACCUCGCCAAACCGGACACGAUUCGCGAUGCGCUUCACGGGACGUAUAGGGUGUUCUUCGCUUCGCCUUUCAUUCCGGACGGGCGCGAGGACGCAGAGAACUCGGAGGAGACGAAACAGGGCAAGGGUGUCGUCGAUGCGGCCAAGGCUGUCGGCUGCCACCACUUCGUCUACUCGGGACUCGGAAACAUGAAGGAGACUUCCGGCGGAAAGUACACGCACUGCACGCACUGGGACUCGAAGGCGACUGUCGCCGACUACGCCAGGCAGAACCUCAGUGCCGUCACAGUCCUCAUUCCAGGCGCCUUCUACAGCAACCUUAACUGGCCGUCCUGGACCCGUCGCGACCCGGAUGGUACCGUCGUCUUCUGCCUUCCCGUCAAGCCCGACGCCCAGAUGCAGUACACGGACGAGCGUUUUGACAUGGGCAACUUCGUUAGCGCUGUCUUCAAGCGCGGGCCGGGCAUCACCGCCGGCAAGACUUACCCGGUCAUGAGUCCCGCUCUCACGCCCGUCGAGAUGGCCAAGCAAUAUCACGGCAUCACCGGCGAGCCAGCCAAGUUUGAGCCGGUUCCGCUCGACGAUGUUCUCAACUUCUUCAAGACGCAUUCCGAGAUGGGCGGACCGGGCGUCGCGAGGGAGAUGGAGGAUAUGUUCAAUCACAUCAAUGACGUCCAGCCCGGCACGACCUGCACGGGAACGAUGAAGCCCGAGGACGACCACAGCUUCCAGGAUCUCGGCGUCAAGGCGACAACUUUCGAGGCGUGGCUUGAGAGGACGGGCUGGAGGGUGGGUGGGUCGAUGGGCAAGUGA